AUGAGCGCCCACAACGAGGACGGCAUCAGCCUGUGCGAGAAGGCACUUCACAUAGUCACAGAACUCUGCUUUAGGGGACUGGUGGAGCAGAAGAAAUGCCACGAAUUUGUCUUCAGUGUGGACCGCAGGAAGCCAGGGAUCACAGGUGCAGACAUUUCAGUCAGUCUGCUUGCUGUAGUCGUCAGUUUCUGUGGGCUUUCCCUGUUGGUAGUUUCUCUGUUUGUGUUUUGGAAGCUGUGCUGGCCGUGCUGGAGGAGCAAAGGUCUUACUUCUAAUCCAAAUAACGUCCCUCAGAAUACCUCCAGUGAUGCCACAGAGGCUGUGGAAACCCCCGAGAAAAAGGAAAUUCAGUUAAAUGGAAGAAGUUCAGUUUCACUACUUGAAACCAGCAUGAAGAUCAGCCAGACUUCUCCAGAUAUACCUGCAGAGGUGCAUAUUGCACUAAAGGACCAUCUCCUCAAACAUACACGAGUUCAAAGACAGACGACAGAGCCUACAUCUUCCUCCAGACACAAUUCAUUCAGAAGACAUUUGCCAAGACAGAUGCAUGUUUCAAGUGUUGAUUUCAGCAUGGAUAGUCUUCAGAGGGGAGAGACAACAACAAGCAUUGGACGAAUUAAGCCAGAACUCUACAAACAGAAGUCAGUCGAUUCGGAAGAUGACCAGGAGAAUGUAAAAACCAGUGGGAAGUUAAACUUCACUCUUAAAUACGAUUAUGAAAAUGAGCUUCUGAUCAUAAUGAUUCUCAAAGCCUUGGACUUACCAGCAAAAGAUUUCUCUGGCACUUCAGAUCCCUAUGUUAAGAUUUUCCUUCUUCCAGAUCGGAAAAAGAAAUUUCAAACGAGAGUGCACAGGAAGACUCUGAAUCCCAUCUUUGAAGAAACAUUUCAGUUUCCUCUGGUGUUCGAUCAACUCAAUAAUAGAAAGCUCCACUUCAGUGUUUAUGACUUUGACAGAUUUUCCAGACAUGACUUGAUUGGGGAGGUUAUUGUAGAUAACCUGUUUGACGUGUCAGAACUUUAUAGGGAUUCCACAAUCUGGAAGGACAUCAUUUGUGUCUCAACUGAAAGCGUGGAUUUGGGAGAGAUCAUGUUUUCCCUUUGCUACCUUCCAACUGCUGGGCGAAUGACACUGACAGUCAUUAAAUGCAGGAAUCUUAAGGCCAUGGAUAUUACAGGCGUUUCUGACCCGUACGUAAAGAUAUCCCUAAUUUGUGAUGGUCGGCGAUUAAAAAAGCGGAAGACAACUAUAAAGAAAAAUACUCUCAACCCUGUUUACAAUGAGGCAAUGAUCUUUGACAUCCCUCCAGAGAGUAUGGAGCAUGUUAGCCUCUUAAUUGCUGUAAUGGAUUAUGAUCGAGUAGGUCACAAUGAGAUAAUUGGGGUCUGUCGAGCAGGAAAUGAUGCAGAUGGACUUGGACGAGAUCACUGGAAUGAAAUGCUGGCAUAUACCCGGAAGCCAAUAGCUCAUUGGCACCCUUUGGAAGAGUCACCAGGACAAGCGACGAGUUUCGACAGUCAAGGUUCAUGUCCGUCCCCAAAAAUCCCGUUGACACCGUAA
This is a messenger RNA of Callorhinchus milii (elephant shark), 1560 nucleotides long. RefSeq names its product synaptotagmin X (gene syt10). The coding region runs from base 1 to 1560 and encodes 519 amino acids. The transcript is spliced from 7 exons. Gene Ontology annotation, cellular component: membrane. Gene Ontology annotation, biological process: cellular response to calcium ion; calcium-ion regulated exocytosis; regulation of dopamine secretion. Gene Ontology annotation, molecular function: calcium-dependent phospholipid binding; calcium ion binding; clathrin binding. The record is from RefSeq and is a predicted model, not a curated record. Lineage: Eukaryota; Metazoa; Chordata; Chondrichthyes; Chimaeriformes; Callorhinchidae.